GCGCGACCACACGAGCCGUCAACAUGCGAUGUUUGUCGCAAAAUAAGGAACUGUUGUAAAGAAUUUGCUUAGCGGCAGCUGUACACACAUACACGUGUAUCCAGAGGUGUUCUGAAGAUAUAUUUUCCAUCAGGAUGGCAAAAAGUUUACGCAGCAAGUGGAGGAGAAAGAUGAGAGCGGAGAAAAGAAAGAAAGUUGCACCCAAAGAACUGGCCCGACUCAAAGCAGUGCUGGGUCAUGGAGAGAAAGGAGAGAUCACCAUGAAAGAUGUCGCCGAGAUCGCCACCGUGGUGCCGCCUGAGAAAGUGAAGGAGAAGCCAGACAAUAUUGAGAUACAGGAAGAAGAUGCGGAUGGUGGAAAGAUGGAUUUAGACGCUAAACGCAAUAAAAAGACAAUGUUGGACGAUCAAGGACGCUAUCCGGUCUGGAUGAACCAAAGGCAUAUAAAGAAGGUGAAAGCCAAACGUAUGGCUAAAAAAGGAAAACCUAAGAUGAAGAAGGGGCUUGCCUGGUAGAUGAACUGGUCUGCUCAUGCACAGACAUUAUGCCUGCCACAGCUGUACAGGAGCCUUGCUGUGCAUCUUUUUCAUGUACAUUUCUAUGGACUGUUUAUAGAACCUUGUGCAGAAUAACACUUUAGAGUGUUUGCAUUUGUGAAAUGUAAUGAUGAUCUGUUAAUGAGAGACAUGGCUGUAGUUCAACAUCAUGAUCAAGUCUUUUCACUAGCUGAUAUUUGGGGGGGUACUGUAAGUCACCCGCAUUGUAUUAAACAACUGACUCUUCCAAUGAAAUAUACAUUUUCCCUCUCUACCUGAAAUCACUCACUGUGUGGGUCUGCUUUACUUUGAAAUAAAAAUCCAAUUUACCUAU
Onychostoma macrolepis is the source of this 870-nucleotide messenger RNA. It is a transcript of the gene llph, whose product is annotated as LLP homolog, long-term synaptic facilitation factor. Gene Ontology annotation, molecular function: RNA binding. Gene Ontology annotation, biological process: dendrite extension. The transcript is spliced from 3 exons. Bases 135 to 515 code for a protein of 126 amino acids. The record is from RefSeq and is a predicted model, not a curated record. Gene Ontology annotation, cellular component: nucleolus. NCBI's taxonomy places the organism in Eukaryota, Metazoa, Chordata, Actinopteri, Cypriniformes, Cyprinidae.